AUGCAAAUUAUGAAACUUAUUUAUUAAGGUUAGAUGUAAAGAGUAGGUGGACAAUAGGAUUAAUCUAAUUAACAAAAUAAACAAUAAUCAUCAAAGUCACUUUAAUAGUAAAAUAACAGAUAAAUUAAUUUACUAGAUUAUGGUGAGAACUUUACCUCUAUUGAAGUUUCUAAAAUCUAGAUUUAGUAAGCCUAAAAUUCUAAUGAAGAAUAAUCAAGAACGAACUCUAUUUAAGUAAAACCAAAAUUAUAAUAAAAUGCAAAUGAUCUACUAGAUUUAGAUGAUAGACCAAGUCAUUAAAUACAAGUUUAAAUUGAAUAAAGUUCUGGUCCUGAUUUAUCAUUUUUAAAUUUAUCUCCAUUAAAAUAAAAUGAACCUUGUUUAAAAAUGCUUGAGAAAAUGGUGAUUGCUUAGAAAGAUGGUAGAUUGAAAGAACUCAAAAUAUUUGGAUAAAUUGCUUUAGAUGGAGAUUUCACAUUUGAUGAUUAAUCUAAUCUUUAACUUUUGGGACAAUAUUGGUAAGAUAAUUAUGGAUGUUAAAGAAGAAUCACUCCAAAUUCAUUAGAUUUAUAAUAAUUGAAUGAGAAUAGUUAUAAAAUGGUUAUCAAAAAUGCUAAUUACAAGGUUCCAAAAGGAAUCAUUGAUUAUAUCAUUCCAACAAAAGCAUUUACAUAAUAAAGGAUUCCAGUUAUUUUUUUGUAUAGAUUAGAAUGUGUAUAAUCAUUUGCCAGUUAUUGUCUUCAAUAUAAAGUAAAUGAUUAAUGGUAAGCUCCAUUGCAAGAUAUCAUUAUUGAAGUGAAUCUUGAAAAAGAUGUAGAAUUUGAUGAUUUAAAAACAAUCCCAGUAGCAUAAAAUGUAAAUGAUAAAUAAAUUACUUGGAAGGUAAAAAUAUUUAUUAAUUUUAGGCUAAACAAUUACUUCAAUAAUAGAAAGGCAAAUUGAUUUUGAAUCUUAUAGGCAUUAAAAAAUAAGGACCUUAAAUUCUAAAUCAUAUUAGAAUUAGUUUAAAAGCUAAUGUAAUUGAUUUAAUUUAAUUUAGACAUCUGUUAUUGAAAAUAUGGAUAGCAUAAUGUUUUAUAAUAGUUAAGAAUACAAAUGUUAGAAAAAGCUAAGUGUAGAGUAUAAAAUAUAUCCAAAUUCUUGA
Molecule: messenger RNA, 1144 nt
Organism: Paramecium primaurelia
Lineage: Eukaryota; Ciliophora; Oligohymenophorea; Peniculida; Parameciidae
Source: the annotation of a GenBank genome assembly